UUUGAAUAAAAAAAAACCUAAAGAUGAGAAGAAAAUGAGAAGCCCAAGAAGAAAAGAGAGAACCCCCAUAUUGCUUUGUAUGAUUUGUCUCUGCGUCUUUUCAACUGAGCACACACUGACUCUGAGUCAUGGGGAGGUCCGGAUAUUGGCGACCCACCAUGGGACCUCUCUCUGAAUCCCUCUGUGAACCUCUCAUAACCCUUUCUGCCCUUCUUCAAUUUCACCAAAUGGAUUCGAUUUUUGGCUCAAUUUUGUUUUCUUUAAUCAUGGGUCGAAAUUUUCUACUUAAAGAGAGAGAAUUGGGGGGUGGUGUUGGGGUGUUUUGACCAACCCAAAACCCUUGAAACCCCUUUUUCUUCGUCAUAAUUGUUUGUUUCUUCGAAUCGAUUCCAAUUUCUGGGUUAUGAAAUACACAAAAAGCAAACCCAAGUAGAGAAGAAAAAGUGUGGAUUGGCAGCAUUUCUCUGUUUGGGUUUGCAGGUAACCAAGCGAGGAACAGACCCCACGUCCCCAAAUGUUCACACUCAACCAUGUGGUAAUGGACAGAGAUUGGAUUAAGACUUCAGAGAGACAAUUGAGAUGGUUAGAAAUUAAACCCUUUUAAUGGUUUCACUUACCAAGCCUGCAGUGCAGAGAAAAAGGCAGAAACCAGAAGGCAUUCUCUCUAAUAACAGCUAGAUGGAAGAGUUGCGCCAGCAUUGAGGUUGUAGGAUGGCUAAAAAGAAAGUGACUUCGUCUGAAAAAUGGUGCUGAGAAGACCUGGCAGGAACAGGAGUUUCAACAGAGAGAAUCCAGAUAUUUUGAUUAUGAUGAUUGCAGUGGAUCAGAUAAUAAGAGGUUAUGAGCAGGACAAAGGAGAUGGCACAGAGAGGAAGGGCAUGGGCCCUUUAAAGCCUGCAACAAAGAGUAAGUGGUUUCUGCACCCAAGAGCAAUGCUUUCUCUCUCUCUCCACCCCCCGGUUUUCUCUUAUGUGACUGUUACUUCCUUCUAUCUUUAUUUAGUGGGUUCAUUUCCUCCAUCUUCACCUUCAUGCAGAGUCCUCUUUUUUGCCUCUUGACUCUCUCUUUCUUCCUUUUAAUGGUUCUCUGAGAUGGAUGUCAUUCAUUUUCCAGAGCUGUACCUAUUUUAGCUUUAAAGUUUGAGACCGGAGAUUGAGAUUAUACACCUCCCUGGUGUUCAAUGCUCCAAACUUAAGCUUCUCGGGGUUUGGGCACUUGAAGCUAUUCCAUUCUCCUUUUUUCAUGCAAAAUUUUGUAUCACUUUUCUUUUACCAUCAGCUUUAUGUUGUGAUUUGGCAGAAGCCGGAAAAGUGGGAAUACAGCACCAGUCAUUAUUGCUUCUUUUCCGCUUGUUUUUUUUUCUAUAAAAGCAAAGCUUCUCGUCCACUUUAUCUGAAUUUUCACAAUGUUACCCUUUUCUGGAGAAACAAGAAACCAAGUUCUUUGAAUCUUCUCCUUUUGCUUUGUUAGGUUGUCUUUGAUCUCCUGUGAGUGAAGAACCAUAAAGCAUGUGAACAGUAUAACAACUUUUUUUGCGUUUUAUACGUUGCAAGUUUGAAGUUCUUCACUAAGCCAUCACAUCCAUUUAUUUGCCUAAUUCAGGACCACGGUGUUCCUUUCAGAAGAUUUGUUGUGGGGCUUUCACUCUAAGUUUCUCAUCCUAUUUUAGGAUGAUAAAUAUUUAUCAAAUGGAAGGUUGGUUUCUUUUGUCAUUUUGUGCUAAUCAGUGUCCAAUCUUUAUGUUCUGCCUUGUGGUUUACAGAGUGAGUUUUGAUGUGGACCACUAUUUCCUUGUGUCUUGUAUGCUGUUGUGAUUGUUCCCUCGUCUGCAUUGUGUGUCAAAAUAAAUUGUAAAGCUUCAGAGUAUGACUUAUCAAUAUAAAUUUUUGGUUUGUCCUUAUCUGUUCUAAUUUUUUCCUUAUUGUGGCAAUUGCGUCUGGACAUGGGACAACUGCUAAUUUCCCUUUCCAACAUUGAAGAAUCUUCAUAUAUUUUAGACAGUCUCUCAUCUAAUGUGAAUUUGGAUGUCUGGAUUGAGCUGCAUGAUUUUUCUUUUUCCCUUGAACUGGGAAAGAAAGUUUAUUCUUUGUUUGGUACAUAACAAUCAAUGUUGAAAAUAACUUCGAAUUGCAGCCAAAACGAUAUAGUAGUUCGAGUAUGUUAACUUGUGCUGUUGCUUGGAUUGUUGGAGAGUGACUUGAUGAAUGCUCUGGUGGAUUGGAUAUGGCAAGCCCAAAUUCUGUUGUAGCCGGAUUUCCUAUCCUUUUGACUCUGCGGGAAUCUGGACGCUCUGCUACUAGUGCUGAUAAUCACAUAGUUGAUCAAUUGGGAUUUUUAGGUUCUCCAAUGUCUACUGCCCUGCAACGAAUCGAUUUGGGGGAUGCUUGUUUGAGUCCAUCUGGUAAUGUCGAGUUUCAAAAUCAGUUGGCAGGAGAAAUUCCUGUUACUUCUCUCUUUCAAUCCACCUUUCUUGCUCCAGUAAAUGAUAUUCGUGAAAAUGCAAAAGAUUCAGCAUUUCCAGACCCUCAGUUUCAGCAAUUAGAAACCUUUAGAACGUGCAUCUUACACAGUUCCUCUAAUGCUUCUAAUUCUUCAUUUGCAAGUUCUCUGAUAUGUGAAGGUGAUGAGUCUCUUUGUAAUGCAAAUAACAAGUGGGAAAGUGAUAGGUUUCAUUGUAUUCAGCAACUUUCUAGGGAGAAUCCAGAAAGAUCAGAUUUCCAGACCAUCUCGUCAAUGGAACACCUGCAUCAGAAUGGCUGGAUGCCAUCUAACACUAUGAACUCCAAGUUAUGGAAUGAGCUUUCUCUAAGCCUUGCCACAUCCGAACCUGUCCUCAGUGGAGGAACCAAUUUCCUGGACCAGUAUCCACAGUUGACCUUUUCUGAUUCUAAUCAGCCUUGUUUGAACAGCACGGAAUUAGCCUCGAACCUGAAUUCAGGCAGCUCCAGGGACCUCCCUCUUAGUUAUGGAUGUGGUAGUCCUGUUCACCUUUCUCGUGCAAUAGCAGGAUCAAGAUAUCUUUCUGUCAUUCAGGACGUACUCUCCCAAAUUGCAAGAUAUCCACUGGAAAGUUCGGAGCAAGCUUGUCAUUCAACUACUACUGUGGGGUUUGUGCCAUCCCUGGAUGAUGCUACAAUUGAAUAUGGUUCUGAUGUAACUGUUAGAUACAAUUCUCAAAUGGAGCCUGAAUGUCAAAAACCAUCGGUUGAUGCCAAGAAAUCCCAUCUGUUGACUCUACUACAAUUGAUUGAUGAGAGGUACACUCAAUGCCUAGACGAAAUUCAUACCGUUACAUCUGCGUUUCAUGCCGCCACUGAUUUGGACCCUUGCUUGCAUACUCACUAUACUCUCCAGACAAUCACUUCAGUGUAUAAAAAUCUGAGGGAGAAAAUUACCAAUUGUAUUUUUGCUAUGGGUAUGCAUUCUAACACAAUGUGCACCAAGGAGAAGGAAAAAUCCUUUGAGGCAACAUUCAUCCAGAAGCAGUGGGCUCUACAGCAAUUGAAAAGGAAAGAUAAUCAAUUAUGGAGGCCACAGAGAGGCUUGCCUGAGAAAUCUGUCUCCGUUCUAAGGGCAUGGAUGUUUCAAAACUUUCUCCAUCCGUAUCCCAAGGACACAGAGAAGCAUUUACUUGCAGUAAAAAGUGGAUUAACUAGAAAUCAGGUGUCUAAUUGGUUCAUCAAUGCUCGUGUCCGGUUGUGGAAACCGAUGAUUGAAGAAAUGUAUGCUGAAAUGAGCAGAAGAAAAUCCAGUCAAAACGAGGAAGGAAUCGAAAGAAUUCAUCGACCCAGAUAAGCAAUAGCAGCAAGAAGAUGGUAGCUUGAACUGUGAAUGUGAUAAGCGGGAUUGAGCAUUGUAUGGGGGACUUGAAUAGAUUAGAAAAGUGUAUUGGACCGAAUUCCAACUACAUAUUCUUUUUGGUAAUCGAAUUGAAACAAUUAAACCUGAA
Molecule: messenger RNA, 3949 nt
Organism: Benincasa hispida (wax gourd)
Lineage: Eukaryota; Viridiplantae; Streptophyta; Magnoliopsida; Cucurbitales; Cucurbitaceae
Source: RefSeq, a predicted model, not a curated record